Molecule: messenger RNA, 3006 nt
Organism: Mirounga angustirostris (Northern elephant seal)
Lineage: Eukaryota; Metazoa; Chordata; Mammalia; Carnivora; Phocidae
Gene: CAV2
Product: caveolin 2
Exons: 3
Coding region: 144-632 (162 amino acids)
Biological process (GO): negative regulation of endothelial cell proliferation; insulin receptor signaling pathway; regulation of cytosolic calcium ion concentration
Cellular component (GO): caveola; perinuclear region of cytoplasm; sarcolemma
Molecular function (GO): protein kinase binding; molecular adaptor activity
Source: RefSeq, a predicted model, not a curated record
CCCACCGGCAGCGGUAGCCCGCAGCUGGAAUCAGCCGCCGCCCGGGCCGCGCCGGGAGAGGCAGGCGGGGCGGGGCCGGGCGCGACGGGAAGGGGAGGACGCGCCCGCCGGGCUGCAGCCGCCGCCGCGCACCGAGCGCCGCGAUGGGGCUGGAGACUGAGAAAGCAGACGUCCAGCUCUUCAUGGACGACGAUGCCUACAGCCACCACAGCGGCGUCGACUACGCGGACCUGGAUAAGUUCGCGGACUCGGGCUCCGACCGGGAUCCCCACCGGCUCAACUCGCAUCUCAAGGUGGGCUUCGAGGAUGUGAUUGCAGAGCCGGUGUCUACACACUCCUCUGACAAAGUGUGGAUUUGCAGCAAUGCCCUCUUUGAAAUCAGCAAAUACGUGAUCUAUAAGUUCCUGACGUUGUUCCUGGCUAUCCCCAUGGCCUUCGCUGCAGGAAUUCUCUUUGCCACCCUCAGCUGUCUGCACAUCUGGAUUAUAAUGCCUUUUGUAAAGACCUGCCUAAUGGUCCUGCCUUCGGUACAGACAAUAUGGAAGAGUGUAACAGAUGUUGUCAUUGCCCCAUUGUGCACAAGUGUAGGACGCAGCUUCUCUUCUGUCAGCCUGCAACUGAGUCAUGACUGAACACUGGGACCCCAGGUCUGGAGUUCUGUAUACUGUAAUACUUCUUGGUUGUUAUAAUGUAAAAGCACUACUGUUCUGUUCUAAGCAUUCCCAACUGUUCUAAUUAAGAAAAUUUUUAAGAUUGGCAACCACAUUUAGAAAUGUUUAUUGGCAGAUCUUUUCAAAUAAUGCCUUUCUAAUUAAUAGUCAAGGAUUUCACUUCUAACUUUAGAGCCAGAAUUAUACAGUGGGUUGGCAACACUUAAUUUUAAAGGCAGUUUUUACUUUAGUACAAAAGUACACAUUUUAUAAUGAUGAAUUCAUAAAGAUCAAGGGACAUUUCUCAAACACUAUAAUAGUUCUGUGCACAACUGCUUGUAAAAUUAUGGAAUUUCUUAUUUUUUUACUCUGAAAGUAAUACUUUUAAAAUUACCUUUGCAGAUAAAGUCAUGGGAAUACUUACAAAAAAGAUAUACAAAGAUCCUAGAAAUUAUAGUAACAAAAGCAUGCAGUGAUGAUAGGCGCUAUCAAAUAUAAUAGGACAAAUAAAUGUGAAAAUAGAUAAUGAACGUGUGUACCUUUAAAUAAGAUAUUGUUAACCUACAGGUCUAUUUAAUAAGAUGUUUCAUUGUACUGUAUAUUUUGUACUUAAUGUAAAUGUUGCUCUAAUCAGAUUGCUUUUAAGUACUUUUAUUAUAUUAUCUUGUUGAACUAAUAUAUAGAAUGAGUAAAUGUCUCUUUCAUGGGGAACUUCAUUGGUGAGAUUGCACUGUCUUGAUUAUGUAAGCAUAUAUAUAUCUUCUUUGGGAAUAGAAUGUAAAAGAGUGAUAUACAAGGUUUUUCUUUCUAACUUUUCCAAGCAAAAUCCUGAAAUGUUUUAUGACUGAGCUUUUUCUGGCUGUGACCUUAAAAUUAAUCCAAAUCUAAUUGGUAUUUCAUCUUGGAGAUGCUUUUGCUCUUGUAGUUAGAAAUUAAACUUGUGGGGCACCUGGGUGGCUCAGUCAGCUGGGUGUCUGCCUUUGGCUCGGGUCAUUAUCCCGGAGUCUGGGGAUUGAGCCCCGCAUGAGGCUCCCUGCUCAGUGGGGUGUCUGCUUCUCCUUCUGCCUCUGCCCCUUCCCCUGCUUGCGUUCUCUCUCUCUCUCUUUCUCUCUCUCAGAUAAAUAAAAUCUUUAAAAAGAAAAAAACAAAAAAAGAAAUUAAACUUUUAUUGCAUUCCUGUUAAUGUCUCACUUUACCUUCAAGUAAUACUGGUGCUAUUUAAUAACAUUUUACAUAAAGGCUAUUUCUGACACUUAAGUAUUAUUUCAACUACAGUGAUUCAUGGAGAGAGACUUACAGGAAAGUUGUCAAUUUUUUGGGCCCAUGCUAUUGAGCUACUAUACAUAUAUAUAUAUAUAUGUAUAUAUAUAUGUAAAAGACUAACAGAUACAGACUUCCAUGAUGUUGUUGUCUGAUAUGGGAUUUGUUACACAGUAUAAAAUUAUUCUUAUCACUUUUGAAUUGUAGAGUCCUAUUUCAAUGUUAUGAGUCACUGUUGUUUUAAAAAUCUCAUUAUUCCAAAAUGAUAGGCAUGUACAAAAGAUGUCUAUGAUGUAAGUGGUUACUAUAAUUUACACAUCUUAAAAGUGUGUAAAUGCUCAAAUUUAAGAAUUAUUAUCAGAACCUGAAUUAACAUUCCUUUGAAUAUCUUCAUAGAUGACAAAUCUUCAUUCAAUGAAGAUUAAUUUUACUUUUCCAAAUUGCCAGGACUGGUGAAUAUAAAGGAUGAUUUAACUGGAAUACUAUUGGGGGCCAAAGUAAACAAAUGAUUAAAUUAUGAAACUCCUAUCCUUUUGAAGAGAAGCUACAAAAGAGACUUCAAAACUGCCUCUAGGCCAUUGUAGCAUCCUUAGAAAAGAUUCUCUUGAUCAUUACCUUAAAACAUUACCACUCAUUUGACGACAUAGAUUUUAUGUUAGUUAAAAAGAUCAGUUUCGUGACUUUACAGUUAUACUAUAAACUAUACAACUAUAUAGUUGUAUUUAAAGUGUUUUUAAAAAUAUUUGGAUAUGUUGAUUGGCCAAAAGUAUUUGAUUAAUAAAACAUGCAUUUAAAUAAAUCAUAAGCUUAAAUAAAUCAUAUCUUUUCAAAUAGCUAUCGAUAAGUUUUAAAGCCAAAAUAUAUAGCAAACCAUUAACUUUUAGCAAGUGAGACAUACGAUUUCCGUAUUUCUGAAUAGCAUUGAUUAUUCAUUAAAAUUAAUUUUUUUGAGAUUUGCCAUUAAAUAUUUUAUUUCAAAGACUGAAAUUUUGUACCAAGUAGAUUCAGGUUUCAUAUGCAAAUAUGUUGGUUCUCUUAUUUGAGGGUGGGGCAAAUAGAUGAGUAUUUGUAAUAAACUUUCUAAAAACCCAUAAAA